Molecule: messenger RNA, 477 nt
Organism: Closterium sp. Naga37s-1
Lineage: Eukaryota; Viridiplantae; Streptophyta; Zygnematophyceae; Desmidiales; Closteriaceae
Source: the annotation of a GenBank genome assembly
AUGAAAGGUUACUAUUUACGCGCAUUCAUCUUCGUGACUCCUGCUCUACCCUCUCCUGCUGCGGCCGCAACUGCACCUGCUGCUGCGGGCGGGACUCCUGCUCUACUCUCUCUUACUGUGGCUGCAACUGCACCCGCUGCGGCAGUCGUGACUCCUGCUCUACCCUCUCCUGCUGCGGCUGCAACUGCACCUGCUGCUGUAGUCGUGACUCCUGCUCUACUCUCUCCUGACACUCCGACUGAGACUGGAGGUGGUGGUGGUGGUGGUGCUGCUGCUACUGCUGCUGUCGUGACUCCUCCUCAACUCUCUCCUGGUGCGGCAGUGACUCCUCCUCUACUCUCUCCUGACGCUCCGACUAAGACUACUGUUGCUGCUGCUACUGCUGCUGUCGUGCCCUCUCAAACCGCUCCCGCUCCUCCCUCUCCAACCUAUCUAAACGCUGCACACGGGUCAGGAAGCGUACAGUGCGCGGCGUAG